Sphaeramia orbicularis (orbiculate cardinalfish) is the source of this 7163-nucleotide messenger RNA. Its product is annotated as unconventional myosin-XVIIIa-like. Bases 246 to 6404 code for a protein of 2052 amino acids. The record is from RefSeq and is a predicted model, not a curated record. Gene Ontology annotation, cellular component: myosin II complex; cytoplasm; myosin filament. Gene Ontology annotation, molecular function: cytoskeletal motor activity; ATP binding; actin filament binding. Gene Ontology annotation, biological process: actomyosin structure organization. The transcript is spliced from 43 exons. Lineage: Eukaryota; Metazoa; Chordata; Actinopteri; Kurtiformes; Apogonidae.
CGGGAGCAUUUGAACGCAUCACAAGUGCAUUUCCUCACACCUUCUGUGACAAUUCCAUGGACGAAAAUGUUGAAAACUUAAAACAUCGCCCUGUCAUCCGCAAGCAACUGCAGAUGACUUUUCAAGGUCUUCAUACCCACAUGCUUCCACCUAUUUUUACGAGGCCCCCUAAUGUACUGCAUGGAGGUGUCCUCAUCUUGCUAUAGGCAGUCCAACUGAAAGUGAGUCUGCACUAAAAGUCAAACAUGUUUAAUUUAAUGAAGAAAGACAAGGAGAAGGAAAAGGAAAAGGAUGUGGGAAAGAAGGAGAAGAAGGACAAAAAAGACAAGAAAGAGCGUAUGUCCCAGGCAGAGUUAAAGAGCCUGGAAGAGAUGAGCAUACGUCGAGGCUUCUUCAACCUCAACCGAGGAAGUUCCAAGAGGGACUCUAGGAAGUUGGAGAUAUCUAGUCCUAUCCCUAUAAAAGUAGCCAGUACUGUGGAAUUCAGCCUGACAGACGUGGAGCGAUUUGGAACCUAUGGAAACCUGGGGCAGGAUACAGGACAAAUAUGUACAAGUUGGUCUGGUGAUGAUGUGAAGGUAAAUGAUCAGGAACAUCAUCGCCGUUCUGUUAAAGAGAGAGCAGCCAGAUUUGGGGAAUUGGCUUCUGGAGGCCCAAAGCAUGUCUCCUUUUCCCAGAGAAGCCACAAUUCAGUGGAGAUGACAAAUCCUUCUGGGCACAACUUGAUGCUCUCACAAGGUUCGAGCAAUCUAGACAUGUUCUUGGGCGACAUUCCUGAGAUGGUGGAAAAGAGUUUCCCUGGUGUAGACCUACAGCUACCUGAUCUUGUUCCACCACCAGUACCAGACUCAAGGGAACUGGAGCUGCAGCGGCGAAACACUGGAGAUUUCGGCUUCUCUUUACGGAGGACCACUAUGCUGGACAGGCAGCCCGAUGGAGGGGUGUGUCGGCGUGUGGUGCACUUUGCAGAACCGGGUGCUGGGGCCAAGGACCGGGCUCUUGGUUUGGUGCCUGGUGAUAGGUUGGUGGAAAUCAAUGGGAUCAAUGUGGAGAACAAGACCAGGGAUGAGAUUGUGGAGAUGAUCCGUCAGUCUGGAGACACUGUCCGGCUAAAGGUGCAGCCGAUCUUGGAGCUGAGUGAGCUGAACAGGACGUGGUUGAGGUCCACUCAAGGUCUGCACAAAGACGUCUGUGAUUCCAAGGUAGUAGAAGAUCCUGUGGCCAUCCUUCAGGCAUCGCACUCUGCAUCUAAGGGGAAAACUGAGGAGCAGAUAACAGCAGAGAAGGCCUGGUACAACACAGAAAAAGUAUGGCUUGUCCACAAGGAUGGAUUUUCUUUGGCAACUCUCCUGAAGACAGAAGCAGGCAGUCUGCCAGACGGGAAGGUGAAAAUCCGCCUGGAGAGUGAUGGAUCUUUAUUGGACGUGGAUGAAGAUGAUGUCGAGAAGGCAAACCCUCCAUUGUCUGACCGAGUGGAGGACCUGGCCUCCUUGCAGUAUCUCAAUGAGUCAAGUGUGAUGCAUUCCCUGCGACAGCGGUAUGGUAGUAACCUGGUGCACACCCACGCAGGGCCCAGCAUGGUGGUCAUUAACCCCAUUAGUGCCCCUUCAAUGUACUCUGAGAAGGUGAUGCAGAUGUUUAAGGGCUGUAGGAGAGAGGACACUGCCCCUCACAUUUACAACAUGGCCCAGUCCGCCUACAGGAACCUCCUGACGACGCGCCAGGAUCAGUCCAUUGUCUUGUUGGGAAAGAGUGGCAGCGGCAAGACUACCAACUGUCAACACAUCAUCCAAUACCUGAUCACUAUCGCUGGCUGCACCAACAAAAGCUUCUCAACUGAGAAAUGGCAGGCGGUCUACAGCGUUUUGGAGGCGUUUGGAAAUGCUUCUACCUGUAUGAAUGGAAAUGCAAGUCGCUUCUCCCAUAUUGUGUCUUUGGAUUUUGACCAGGCUGGCAUGGUGACCUCAGCCUCUAUCCAGACCAUGCUUUUGGAGAAGAUACGAGUCUCGAGGCGACCAGAGGGAGAAUCAGCCUUUAAUGUCUUCUACUACAUGAUGGCUGGAGUGGAAAGUUCUCUUAGAACUGAGCUGCACCUCAACCACUUUGCUGAAAGCAGCGCAUUUGGAAUAAUGCCUCAGACCAAGGCUGAGGACAAGCAACGAGCCUCUCAGCAGUUUUCUAAACUACAAGCUGCUAUGAAGGUUCUGGGGAUCACUGCUGAUGAACAGAAGGCCUUCUGGCUCGUCCUCAGUGCCAUCUACCAUCUUGGAGCUGCUGGAGCUACCAAGGCUGGCAGGAAACAAUUUGCACGUCAUGAGUGGGCCCAGAAGGCUGCCUACCUGCUGGGCUGCACCCUGGAGGAGCUCUCCUCUUCCAUCUUCAAGCACCAGGCCAAGGGCACCCUGCCCAGAGCCAGCGCCAUCCGCCAGACUGCUGACGAAAAUGGCACGGCAGAUGCAGGUUCAAAGGUUACAGCCAUGGAGUGUUUAGAGGCCAUGGCAUCAGGACUUUACUCUGAACUCUUCACCAUCCUCAUUUCAAUGAUAAACCGAGCCUUAAAAUCCAGCCAACACUCCCUGUGCUCUCUGCUCGUUGUGGACACACCAGGCUUCCAAAACCCCAGGCUGGCGAAGCGUGAAUGCGGUGCCACAUUUGAGGACCUAUGUCACAACUACACUCAAGAACGUCUGCAGACCCUGUUCUAUCAGCGUACCUUUGUGCAAGAGUUAGAGCGAUACAAGGAGGAGAACAUUGAGCUUGUUUUAGACGACACAGAGCCCAGCACCUCUUUGUCUGUAGCAGUGGUAGAUCAAGCUUCAAGCCAAGCACUGGUACGUCCCGUGAGAACUGAUGAGGCUCGAGGUCUGCUGUGGUUGAUGGAGGAGGAGGCGGUGCAGCCCGGGGGAUCUGUAGAAACACUACUGGGACGUCUCUUUAGCUACUAUGGACCUGCUGAGGGCGAGAGUAAAGGUCACACUUUCCUCCUGAAGAGUGAAAAGGAUAAUCAUUUCCUGCUGGGACACAGUCAUGGCACUGACUGGGUGGAGUAUGAUGCCCGCGGGUGGCUGAACUAUGCCAAGCAGAAUCCAGCCUCCACCAAUGCAGCCAGCCUCUUGCAGGACUCACAAAAGAAGGUCAUCAGCUCAUUGUUCAUGAGCCGUGCAGGUGGAGCCACAGUUCUGUCCGGGUCCAUCGCCGGCCUUGAGGGUGUGUCCCAGCUGUCUCUGAGAAGGGCCACUAGCAUGAGGAAGACUUUCACCACAGGGGUGGCUGCUAUCAAGAAAAAAUCACUUUGCAUCCAGAUAAAACUUCAAGUGGAUGCUCUCCUCGACAUGGUGCGGAGGUCCAGGAUUCACUUUGUUCACUGCAUAUUGCCCAAGGCUGAUGCCCUGAAGGCUCUAAGUGGAUCCUUGUUCAAAGGAGGGGAAUGUGAGACUCAGGGGGAGAAUAGUGAUACCAGCUUAAUGCAGCUAGAUGUAGCCUUGCUCCGUGCUCAGCUCCGUGGCUCCAAGCUACUGGAUGCACUCCGAAUCUAUAGGCAAGGUUACCCCGAUCACAUGGUAUUUUCUGAGUUUCGACGGCGCUUUGAUGUGCUGGCGCCGCAUCUCACCAAAAAGCUGGGGAGGAAUUACAUUGUGAAGGAUGAAAAGAGAGCUGUGGAGGAGCUACUGGAGUCUUUGGAUUUGGAGAAGAGCAGCUACCACAUGGGUCUGAGUAGGUUGUUCUUCAGAGCUGGCACCUUGGCUAAGCUGGAGGAACAGAGAGGUGAGCAGACCAAGCGUAAUUUAAUCCUGUUCCAAGCUGCCUCUAGAGGAUACCUGGCACGCCAAGCCUUCAAAAAGAGAAAGAUACAGGAUCUGGCAAUCCGUUGCAUUCAGAAAAACAUCACAAAGAAUCGUGGAGUGAAGGACUGGCCAUGGUGGAAGCUUUUCACCACCGUUCAGCCUCUCAUUAAGGUCCAGCUCACUGAGGAGCAGAUGAAAACCAAAGAUGAGGAGAUACAGCAGCAGAAACUGAAGCUUGAGAAGGUGGAAAAGGAGCGAAAUGAGCUGAGACUGAACACGGAUCGAUUGGAGAGCAGGAUUGCAGACCUUUUGGCAGAACUUGCUGAUGAGAGAAGCACCAGUGAGUCGGCGUCCCAAAUGCUGGAGACGGAGACUUCAGAGAGAUUGCGCUUGGAAAAGGACAUGAAGGAUCUACAGACUAAGUAUGAGGUCAUGAAGAAACAAUUAGAAUCACAGGAGAUGGAGGUGAUGGAAGCUCGACUCAUGAAAACAUCAGAUCUCAACGGGGAGAUCGAUGAUGAUGAUGCUGCUGGAGGUGAGUGGCGGAUAAAAUACAACCGAGCCAUUCGUGAAAUGGAGUUCACCAAAAAGAAACUCCAGCAGGAGUUUGAUGACAAGCUGGAGACAGAACAGCAGAGCAAAAGACAACUUGAGAGAAGGUUGACAGAGAUGCAGACAGACACUGAGGAUAUGCAGCGCUCUAUGCAGCAGAUAAAGAAGAAGUGCCAGAAAAUGACGGCAGAGCUUCAGGACACUAAACUUCACUUGGAGGGCCUCCAUAGCCGCAACCAUGAUCUGGAGAAGAAACAGAGGAAAUUUGACGUGGAGCAGAACCAGACUCAGGCUGAAGUGCAAAGAGAGAGGGGCCUGAGAGAGAAAUUGGCCCGAGAAAAAGAUAUAAUGACUGGUGAGAUGUUUAACCUCCGCCAGCAGCUGCAGGACAAGGACAUGGAGUUGUGUGCAGCAAAUGCGAAGGUGCAGCAGCUGGAGGCAGAGCUACAAGAUAUCUCCUCCCAGGAGUCCAAGGAUGAAGCCUCACUGGCCAAGGUCAAGAAACAACUCCGUGAAUUGGAAGCCAAGGUGAAAGACCAGGAGGAGGAGCUGGAUGAACAGGCUGGAAGCAUUCAGAUGCUGGAGCAGGCAAAGCUGCGUCUUGAGAUGGAGAUGGAGAGGCAGCGGCAGACCCACUCGAAAGAAAUUGAGAGCAAGGAUGAAGAAGUAGAUGAGAUCAGACGUUCCUGCGGCAAGAAACUGAAACAGAUGGAAGUGCAGCUGGAGGAGGAGUAUGAAGACAAGCAGAAAGUGUUGCGUGAGAGACGAGAGCUGGAGUCCAAACUGCUCACCGCCCAAGACCAGGUUUGCCAGAGGGAUGUGGAGACUGAGAAGAGGCUGAAGAAGGACCUGAAGAGAACUAAAGUCCUGCUGGCUGAUGCACAGAUAAUGCUAGACCACUUAAAGAGUAAUGCUCCCAGCAAGAGAGAGAUCGCCCAGCUCAAAAAUCAAUUGGAGGAGUCAGAGUUCACUUGUGCAGCAGCAGUAAAGGUUCGAAAGAGCAUGGAGAUUGAAAUUGAAGACUUGCACAUCCAAAUGGAAGACAUAGCAAAAACCAAGAUAUCGUUGGAGGAGCAGGUUAGUCGCUUGCAGAGAGAAAAGAAUGACCUGCAGUCUCGUAUGGAGGAGGAUCAGGAGGACAUGAAUGAGCUGAUGAAGAAGCACAAGGCUGCAGUCGCCCAGUCUGCCAGAGACUUGAGCCAGAUCAGUGACCUGCAGGCCCAGCUGGAAGAGGCCACAAAGGAGAAGCAGGAGAUCCAAGAAAAGAUUCAUUCACUGCAGAGUCAGCUAGAGUUUCAGGAGCAAUCCAUGGUGGAAAAGUCUCUUGUGAGCCGUCAGGAGGCCAAGAUCCGUGAACUGGAGACCAAGCUGGAGUAUGAGAAGACACAGAUCAAACGCCUGGAGAGUCUGGUGGGUCGUCUGAAGGAGAACCUUGAAAAGAUGACAGAGGAGAGGAACCAGCGUAUUGGUGCAGAGAACAGAGAGAAAGAGCAGAACAAACGGAUACAGAGGCAGAUUAGAGAUAUGAAAGAAGAGAUGGCAGAGCUGUCCAAGAAGGAGGCUGAGGCGAGCCGCAAGAAACACGAGCUGGAAAUGGACAUAGAGAGCUUAGAGGCUGCAAAUCAGAGCCUGCAAGUGGACCUCAAGUUGGCCUUCAAGAGGAUAGGUGAUCUACAGGCUGCCAUCGAGGACGAGAUGGAGAGUGAUGACAAUGAUGACCUAGUAAACAGUUUGCAAGACAUGGUGACAAAAUAUCAGAAAAGAAAGAACAAAACUGGGGAUGAGACAGAAACAGAUUCUGAGGUGGAGGACCGGGUGGAUGGUGUUAAGUCUUGGCUGUCGAAGAACAAAGGCUCCACCAAGGCCCUGUCAGAGGAGGGAAGUCUGAAGAGCACCAGUCCUCCGGUGUGUCAGAUGAACCGGAGUCUUGGCAGAUCUGAUGAAGAGGAUGAGGUGGAAAAAGACUCCAGUAAGCAGUCCCUGAGGCAGAGCGAUGGAGAACAUGUCGUAACCCAGACUCCAGUCACCUCAUGCUCUGUGGACACAAAACACAAAGGAGCGACAUAAUUCUCUUCUCCAAACUUUAACACUGUUUCUCAGCAAUAGAGAGAAGCCGGCUGCAUCCAGAGGCAAGGACAGGGAGGAAGCAAAGUCAACACUGGAGAUUUAGUUUGGACAUUUUUGUGUUCGCUUUACUUUUUACUGCUGUGAUGUGACUCUCAUGGCUGAUAUGCAUUCUUUUCUUGCUUUUUUUAAACACUAAAUAUUGAAACUAAGUGUAUACAAAAGUAAAUGAAUUCAAGACAUCCAAGUUAAGCACUAUCAGAAGAACUUUCUGUCGCUACUUUAUUUAAAAAGCUGCUUUUCAGGCAACUUUAAGCUCUCUUCUGAACUGUAGUCUGACUAUUCAGAUAGCUCUGCCAAGAGGAUUUAGAUAAGCCUGCUUUGGCUGUACUUCUCCAAGAAGGUCUGACCAACUAUUAAGACUGCUCUUAUCUCUGUCCUGUUAAUGUGGACUAAAGCAGUGGGAGGAAUUAACCCAUCUUCAAUUAAUUACCUUGCUUUAAAUGUACAUAUACAUGUGUUCCUGGUUGAGAUUCUAGACUGUAUAUAUGGAGAGAUAGUCAACAUUUUUUCAGACAAAUUGGCAGAUUGUGUUAAUUGCUGAUAAUAAGAGAAAAAUUAUUUUUGAAAAUUGAUUUCUGUCAUAAGAACCAAGAUGGUAGAUAAUAAAGACGAGCUGUGAGAAGGAUUAAGGCAAGAUCUGAAAAAAAACAACCCCAAAACAAAUCAAAACAUGUAUAUAUAGUACACAUAUAUCUGACA